GGAUCUCGGAGAGGGUUUGAGGCCCAACACUGGCUGACAUCUACUUACGGUGCUUCACCCUCCUCUGUGGGACAGUCGAAGGGCAGGAAGGCACCAUGCCCACCCUGCCCAACCUCAACAGCCUGGGCAAGCUGUGCAGCUCCAGCCGCAGCCACAACGUCGACCGCGUCCGGGUGAAGCGCAAGAGCUCGGUCAAGCGCAUGUCCAUCAUCGAGGACGGGCACGUGGCUGAAGUCCUGUACCUCAUUCCUAAACAGUACAUGGAGCAGCUGCCUUACCUCAACCCAAAUGACUAUUACCUGAGUGAGAGGCUGAACGACGUCGCCACAGUGGCUCAUGCGCAGGACACACACCACCACUCCGCAGAGAAGCCCCUGAUCCAGUGCUACAAGUGUGGGCAGCCAUGCAAGGGAGAGGUGCUCCGGGUGCAGAACAAGCACUUUCACCUCAAGUGCUUCACCUGCAAAGUGUGCGGCUGCGACCUCGCCCAGGGGGGCUUCUUCAUGAAGAAUGGAGAGUAUCUGUGCACGCUGGACUACCAACGCAUGCACGGCACCCGCUGCAAUGGCUGCGGGGAUUUUGUUGAGGGAGAAGUGGUCACUGCCCUGGGCAAGACGUACCACCCCGCCUGCUUCGUGUGCACAAUCUGCAAACGACCGUUCCCCGCGGGGGACAGGGUGACCUUUAACGGCAAGGACUGCCUGUGUCAGUACUGUGUGGAGCCAAUGUCUCCAGGACCAAAGGACAUCCUGGGCUCCAGCAAUUGUGCAGGAUGCGGCCGGGACAUCAAGAACGGACAGGCUCUUCUUGCCCUGGACAAACAGUGGCAUCUGGGCUGCUUUAAGUGCAAGGCCUGCAGCAAAGUGCUGACCGGGGAGUACAUCAGCAAGGAUGGCGCCCCCUACUGUGAGAAGGAUUACCAGAUUCAUUUUGGAGUUCAGUGUGAAGCUUGCCAUCAAUUCAUCACGGGAAAAGUGUUAGAGGCAGGAGAUAAGCACUACCAUCCCAGCUGUGCACGGUGCAGCAGGUGCAAUCAGAUGUUCACAGAGGGAGAAGAAAUGUACCUUCAAGGAUCAACCGUCUGGCAUCCCGGCUGCAAGAACACCACGAGAACAGAGGAGAGACACAGGGAGCGGCUAUUGCCUCCGUCCCUCUUAUUCCUUCAAAAAACAGAAAGGCAGCCCACGAGGUCGUCAUCCGAGAGUAUUUGUUCCAGACCUGGUUCAAGCAUACCUGGCUCACCGGGUCACACGAUCUAUGCAAAAGUAGACAAUGAGAUCCUUGAUUACAGAGACCUAGCUGCCAUUCCAAAAGUCAAAGCCAUUUAUGACAUUGAGCGCCCCGAUCUUAUUACCUAUGAACCUAUGUACACCACCUCCCUGGAAGAGAGAGAGGAGAGACGAGAGAGUGUGGGAGAGCUCCACACUGCCAGGAGGGAACGGUCCCCCUUGCCCGAUGACAAGUCGUCAAGGAACAUGUCGCCAACCCCACCUGGAGAGGGCUCUUAUGACAGGAGGGAACGCAUCCUCCAGAGGUCCACCAGUCAGGGCUCCAUAGGAUCGCCAGUUUACAAUCGCCACGGUUACACGCCCACGUUGUCGCGGUCGCCACAGCACUUUCACAGACCAGAGGCUUUGACAGGCAUGCAGAAGCUCUGCUCCUCCCUGUGCAGUAACAGUGUGGGCUCCAGAAAUAGUGACUCACGCCCCACCUCCCCUUUCAGACACCACUUCCUCCCCCAUAGCCAAGGCACGGACCCGCCGAGUGGCCGGAGCUCCCCUCUGCCGCUCAGGCCCGACAGCCGGCCGGUCACCCCGCCUCUCUCUCAGACACCUAAACAUUUCCACCUCCCAGAUCAAGGGAGCAACAUCUACAGAAAGCCACCAAUCUACAAACUACACGAUUCAGCCGCCAUAGCACGCCAAAGCAAGUCUGGUGACGACAUCAUCAGAUCCGCCACCUUCCCCGCCGCUCAUGCUCCCUCUCCGGACGACAGCUCGCGGAGUGAGGGCGACCUUUGGCCCUACUCUCUCGCUGUAUUAGGUUCAGAAGGAAGGAGACGCUCGAGAGAAGAGGAGGAAGAAGAGGCCUUGAAAAGAAAGCAGCUCCAGGAGGAACAUCUCAGUAAGAUUCAGUCGGGUUUGGGGAAGCUCAUCCUGAAAGAGGAGAUGGAGAAAGAGCAGAUCAGGGAGCGUCACGCACGCAGCCUCUCUGCUCAGCGUUACGACCCCAAACAGACCAACUGUGACGCAGAGCCAACUUCUCCAACCAAAACAAACUCUCUGCCUGGAUAUGGGAGGAAUGGGCUUCAUCGGCCUCAGUCAACAGACUUUACCCAGUACAACAGCUAUGGUGACAUGUGUGGAGGGGGCAGAGAGUUUCAGCACAUUAAGGAUGGCCGUGCAGCACUUGCAAGGAUGGACAGGGGAGUAUCUAUGCCUAAUAUGUUGGAACCAAAAGUGUAUCCCUAUGAAAUGCUCAUGAUAACCAGUAGAGGGAGAGCUAAACUGCCCAGGGAUGUGGACAGAACCAGACUGGAGCGCCACUUAGCACCCGAAACGUUCUUUGACAUCUUUGGAAUGGAGAUCCAGGAGUUUGACAGGCUUCCCCUGUGGAAACGCAACGACAUGAAAAAGAAGGCCAAGCUCUUCUAACGCUCAGAGCAGCAUGCAUACUCUGUACAUUCAUUCAGAUAGCACACGACAACUGUAAUCUAGAUGUAGGUUUUGGUUUAUUUCCUUUUCUUCUGAUUUUUUGUUUUACCCUGACAUAAUCGAGGAAGCCCCGAAACGGACUGUUGGCUUCCUGAGCAAUUUGUCCAGUUAGACCUGCACAGUAAACGGACAGUAACAGGAACGGGAAUCUCUUCCAUGUUCAAAAAUGACAAAGAAUGAGAAUGAAUGAUGAAUAGGGUCAUGUUCUUUGUUUUUGACUGCGCUUGUUUUUGACUUUUGCUUUGCUUCGAGUGGAACUGCUUUCCUUUCUUUCUUGCUCGUUUCUUCCUACUAUUUGUUGCUGUCGAUUCCUGUGGAACUUUGUAAGUACAGUAGAACCUCAUGGCGCCAUUACGAAAAUGUCCAUGCUUGUAGCUUGAACAUGGGUCAGCUUUCCUUCGCUUGGGCUAAAACGGUUUUAGUCCAAAGUUUGCAAGAAUUGGCUCAGUGAGUCUUUGAAUUUAAAAAAAAAAAAAAAAAAAAAAAAAAAAAAAAGUCACUGGGGAAGCAGUCAGCUGACCCCAAUAACUGUUUUACUGGAAAUUAAUCAUCCAAGCACCUGCAUAUAUCACCGGUUAUCCUUCCCCUGGCUACUGUACACACGAAACCUGACAAAAAAAAAAAAAAAAAAAAAAUGUCUCUCUUCUCA
Messenger RNA from Salarias fasciatus (jewelled blenny), 3363 nucleotides. It is a transcript of the gene ablim1a, whose product is annotated as actin binding LIM protein 1a. Bases 96 to 2654 code for a protein of 852 amino acids. The transcript is spliced from 26 exons. The record is from RefSeq and is a predicted model, not a curated record. Gene Ontology annotation, biological process: lamellipodium assembly; cilium assembly; cytoskeleton organization. NCBI's taxonomy places the organism in Eukaryota, Metazoa, Chordata, Actinopteri, Blenniiformes, Blenniidae. Gene Ontology annotation, molecular function: actin filament binding. Gene Ontology annotation, cellular component: stress fiber; actin cytoskeleton.